GCUGGACGCCAGCCUGCGGUACACCUGAGAUAGAGAGUGACACAAUAAGAGAACAACACAACAAGAGAGAGAGAGAUUACCAUGAGGGAGGUGGAUGCACAUGGAGGACAACAUAGCAGCAACAGGGCCAGCAAAGCGAGAGCAUGACUGGAAGAUGAGCUGCCUUCAGGCUGAGUUAGAGGAAAAGGAGCACCCUUUGUCCGAGGAGUUAGAGUGUAAAAUCUGCUACCAGCGCUAUAAUGCACACAGUCGCCGACCCAAACUCUUGGACUGCCUCCAUCGGGUAUGCGCCCGCUGCCUGGUCAAGAUCCUGUAUGUCGCUGACGGCGAGGGCUGCAUCUGCUGCCCCUUUUGUCGCCAUCAAACGCAGAUCAGCGAGUACGAGGUAUCGGCCCUGCCCGAUGACACCAACGUCAUGUCCCGAUUGACGCUACAUGACAAAUCCUGGAAAUCUGACCACAACCGAGAGGUGGUCCUCUCUCCGAAGAGCUUCUUCUCCUGCAGCCCGUCCGGCGACUUGUCCAACUGUCUCUUUAUCACCAUCAUGGAGGUCCAGAGGGAGCCCCAACGCUUCCCAAAUCCGAACAGCAGCUCCGACACGGAGGACAAUGUGGACUCGCUUUCGGUGAGUUCCAAUGGGCAGGUGGACCAGGACUCUCUGACCAAGUUCUGCAAUCAUGUCCCACGUAUCUUGGUGUGGCUGCUGGGCUUCUUGUACUUUGGCUCCCUACCACUUGGGAUUUACUUGCUGGUAAUCCAGAGAGUGACUCUUGGCAUCGUGUGCGUCAGUUUGGUGCCAUCCAGUCUGACGGUGUGUCUGGUCUAUGGCUUCUGUCAGUGCUUGUGCCAAGGCAUGUGCAACUGCUACUCCAGGAGAUGAAUGCCAGCCAAUCAAAACCGGUGGUGGUAAUAUAGAUGGAAGCAACAAAUAACAUCAAUCAGUUAUGUUUGUGUAUUUAAAGGCAGCUGUAAGAGGUGGUCCAUCUUAAUAGACUCCAGAUGUAUUUCCACAUAAUAGUUAAAAAAUAAGGAAAUGUAGAUUCAUUUCUAAAACAGUGUAGAUAACAAAAGACCCUGGCCUGAUGAAUGUGAUUUACCGAAUGCUUGUGACAUUUCCUAUUAAGAUUUUUAAAAUAAUCCCUAUUGUGGCAAAGCCCUUUCCUGUGUAAUGCUCAAGUUAAUUUCAAUGGAGGUUUUCCCCCCCCCCCCAACGCAUUUGAUUUUCUUGUCUUUCUGUGAAACUACAGCUUAGUGAGUACCACAUUGAUUAAAUAAAUUGGAUUUUUUUU
Molecule: messenger RNA, 1289 nt
Organism: Phyllopteryx taeniolatus (common seadragon)
Lineage: Eukaryota; Metazoa; Chordata; Actinopteri; Syngnathiformes; Syngnathidae
Exons: 2
Coding region: 95-880 (261 amino acids)
Source: RefSeq, a predicted model, not a curated record